Molecule: messenger RNA, 9200 nt
Organism: Coregonus sp. 'balchen'
Lineage: Eukaryota; Metazoa; Chordata; Actinopteri; Salmoniformes; Salmonidae
Source: the annotation of a GenBank genome assembly
ACAGUCAAGGUCUACAACCUGACCUCCAACACCUUCUACAACCCCAACAAAGAAGACGUUGACUCACACAGAUACAGCUAUCUAGGUAUGUUUACUUUGGUUGAUUUCAUCGAUUAAUCACUCACGUAAUCGAUCAAUCUGUCUGUCGGUCGGAUAUUCAGUCAGUUGAUUAAUUAAUCAAUCAAUCAAUCAAUUAAUAGCCCAAUCAAUUCAUAAAUCAUCAAUCAAUGAAAUGUAUUCACAAAGCCCUUUUUAAAUUACAGUACACUUUACACUACACUAACCUGGUCUAGACCCUCAAAGAGCACGAGUAAAAGAGUUGACCACCUGUAUCUAAUUUCUUUGAUUGUAUUGGCAACUCUGACUGAUUCUGUCUGUCUCUCUAGGCUAUGCUGUGACUAACCACUAUUUCAUGUAAAGUCUGACUUUCUGUCUCUCUAGGCUAUGCUGUGACUAACCACUAUUUCAUGUAAAGUCUGACUUUCUGUCUCUCUAGGCUAUGCUGUGACUAACCACUAUUUCAUGUAAAGUCUGACUUUCUGUCUCUCUAGGCUAUGCUGUGACUAACCACUAUUUCAUGUAAAGUCUGACUUUCUGUCUCUCUAGGCUAUGCUGUGACUAACCACUAUUUCAUGUAAAGUCUGACUGUUUCUGUCUCUCUAGGCUAUGCUGUGACUAACCACUAUUUCAUGUAAAGUCUGACUGUUUCUGUCUCUCUAGGCUAUGCUGUGACUAACCACUAUUUCAUGUAAAGUCUAAAUGUUUCUCUCUGUCUCUCUGGGCUAUGCUGUGACUAACCACUAUUUCAUGUGAAGUCUGACUGUAUCUGUCUCUCUGUAUCCCUAGGCUAUGCUGUGACUGCUGGACACUUCUCCUCUCCUAACUUCAUAGAUGUGGCUGCAGGAGCUCCACAACACAGUGGAGGGGGAAAAGUAUGUGCUGGAUUUGAUUGGUUGUUUUAGAAGGAGUGUCAUAUCUUUGUAUUUAAUAUUAUAACAUUGAUAUGUUUACACUGUAUUUGAACACUGAUUUGUUAACACUGUAUUUUAACACUGAUUUGUUAACACUGUAUUUUAACACUGAUUUGUUAACACUGUAUUUUAACACUGAUUUGUUAACACUGUAUUUUAACACUGAUUUGUUAACACUGAAUUUUAACACUGUAUCCUCCUCUCCCUCCAGGUUUACAUUUUCAGAAUCGAUGGUGGGUCUUUGGUGAAGAUCUUUCAAGCCUCAGGGAAAAUGGUAUGUGUCUGAAAUAUAAAUCACAGCUAUCUACUAUGCUGUUUGACCAUUACUACAUAACAGUGACAUGUUGUUUCUUUAGUGUGUCAGUAGUAAUCACUGUUCACUUCUACCAUCUGUUAGUAUUCUUUGUUAUUAGAAAUAACAUAGGCCUACACUUCAGUGAUAAUGGACACAUGCCAUUCCUGGACACAUGCCUAGUCCUGUGAUAAAAAGCAUGCUCAAUGGAGAGUCUCUAGACUUAAUCAGGGUCUGGGAAACCAGGCCCCAUGUGUUGUAGAGUACACAUACUGUAGCUGGUGCAGGUGAAGCAUGGCAGUCUGUUAGUUAAUGGUUUUCUCAGAAGCACCACACUGUUUAUGUUGUGUAUGUAAAGUGUUUAGAGAGCUCUAGACUUGCAUCCCAAAUUGCACCCAUUGGGCUCUGGUCAAAAGUAGUACACUAUGUAGGGAUAGGGGUGCCAUUUGGGACACAUCCCUAGUCUGGCCAGGAACCAGACAGCUAGGGAGGGUAAUUCACAUGGUAAGAGUAAAUAACAAGUCAAUCUUUGUAGAUAAAGACCUAAGUUUUGUAAAUAUUCCUUUAAUAUUGGUAGAGAUAUGAAAUGGAAAAUAAAUCCAGUCAGAUUGUGGAGGGAGAGAAUGAUGAAAGUAUAAAGGAAGUGCCUGUCUGUCUUGAGGGCAUGGGCAAAAGCAGACCUCAUUGGCAAUGAGUAGAGUAGAACAGAAUAUAAUACAAUAUUAUAGGACAGAAUAGGAUAGAGCGGAGCGGAACAGAACAGAAUGAAAAUAAUAGAAUAGAAUAGGAGAUCAUAUUUUUCCUAUAGGGAACUUAAUAAUAAUAAUAAUAAUAAUAAUAAUAAUAAUAUGCCAUUUAGCAGACGCUUUUAUCCAAAGUGACUUACAGUCAAACUUCAGUUGUGGCUAAUAAUUAAGAGAAUAAAUACACACACACAAUUUGCAUGACAGAUACAUUAUACUAGAUCAACAUCAAUAAUAAUGUUUCAAUGAAAAGACUGCUCUGACCAGUGGUUUGUCUGACUGUGUGGCUCUGUGGCUGUGCUUGGUUCCAGAUGCAGGGCUCUUAUUUUGGCUCCUAAUUGUGUGAAUAGAAUACAUGUCUAACUUUAUACACAAGAUGAAUACAACGUUACGUAUUUUCACUGAUGUGAUGUCUGACCCAAUGCUACCUGUCUGUGUGGCUCUGUGGCUGUGCUUGGUUAUUUUCCAGAUGGGCUCUUACUUUGGCUCCUCAUUGUGUGCAGUUGACCUGAACCGGGACGGCCUGUCGGACCUGCUGGUUGGAGCGCCCAUGCACAGCACGCUACGGGACGAGGGACAGGUCUCUGUCUACCUCAGCAAGGGCAAUGUGAGUGGGAUGAGUGGGAUCUGGGUUAGAUGGGAAUAGAGUUGGAAAUUAUGUGAACUUUCUGAAAUGUCCCAGAUUUUCCAGAAGUGGGAUUUCUGAAAAACAUUGGAAAUGUACAGUAUAUUCUAGCCCUCCAGUCAACCUGUGUCUAACCCACCAUAUAGAAACAUGGCUGCCUUUACAACCUGGUAUCAUAGACCAGAUGUAACAGUACACGUAAAUCCAGGACACUCAAAUUAGUAUGAUAUGUCACGUUUGGUAUGGUUACGUAAGACAGAUGGUUACUUAAGGCAAAAACAAAAGUAGGGUGGUUGGUCGGGGUGGAUGGGUUCAGUGUAUAUUAUGACCUACAUAUAUUGUUUAUCUGUCCAUGUCUGACUAGCUUUUUGGUUAACAAAAUGUUAUUACCUCGAAGAAUGUUUGAUUUAACAGUGGGGAUUAUUUAACUUUGUGUAGAUUGGUGUCUGUGGUUGAUCCUGUUCUAUUUGUGAGUUGUCGUUAGGAUCUUAUAACUAGCUCGUCUUGGAAGUUGUUAGUGUGUGUUUGGUUGUUUGAGUUUUUAAUGAAAGUCAAAUAACUACAGUGAGGGGAAAAAGUAUUUGAUCCCCUGCUGAUUUAGUACGUUUGCUGAUCAGUCUAUAAUUUUAAUGGUAGGUUUAUUUGAACAGUGAGAGACAGAAUAACAACAACAAAAUCCAGAAAAACGCAUGUCAAAAAUGUUAUAAAUUGAUUUGCAUUUUAAUGAGGGGAAUAAGUAUUUGACCCCCUCUCAAUCAGAAAGAUUUCUGGCUCCCAGGUGUCUUUUAUACAGGUAACGAGCUGAGAUUAGGAGCACACUCUUAAGAGCGUCUGCUAAAUGACGUAAAUGUAAAUGUAAAUGUAAAGGGAGUGCUCCUAAUCUCAGUUUGUUACAGUGAGGGAAAAAAGUAUUUGAUCCCCUGCUGAUUUUGUACGUUUGUCCACUGACAAAGACCUGAUCAGUCUAUAAUUUUAAUGGUAGGUUUAUUUGAACAGGGAGUGACAGAAUAACAACAAUUUAAUCCAGAAAGACGCAUGUCAAAAAUGUUAUGAAUUGAUUUGCAUUUUAAUGAGGGAAAUAAGUAUUUGACCCCUCUGCAAAACACGACUUACUACUUGGUGGCAAAACCUUUGUUGGCAAUCACAGAGGUCAGACGUUUCUUGUAGUUGGCCACCAGGUUUGCACACAUCUCAGGAGGGAUUUUGUCCCACUCCUCUUUGCAGAUCUUCUCCAAGUCAUUAGGGUUUCGAGCCUGACGUUUGGUAACUCGAACCUUCAGCUCCCUCCACAGAUUUUCUAUGGGAUUAAGGUCUGGAGACUGGCUAGGCCACUCCAGGACCUUAAUAUGCUUCUUCUUGAGCCACUCCUUUGUUGCCUUGGCCGUGUGUUUUGGGUCAUUGUCAUGCUGGAAUACCCAUCCACGACCCAUUUUCAAUGCCCUGGCUGAGGGAAGGAGGUUCUCACCCAAGAUUUGACGGUACAUGGCCCCGUCCAUCGUCCCUUUGAUGCGGUGAAGUUGUCCUGUCCCCUUAGCAGAAAAACACCCCCAAAGCAUAAUGUUUCCACCUUUCUUGUGUAGGUCUACAAUCUUGUCCCUGACAUCCUUGGAGAGCUCUUUGUCUUGGCCAUGGUGGAGAGUUUGGAAUCUGAUUGAUUGAUUGCUUCUGUGGACAGGUGUCUUUUAUACAGGUACAGUGAGGGAAAAAAAGUAUUUGAUCCCCUGCUGAUUUUGUACGUUUGCCCACUGACAAAGAAAGAUCAGUCUAUAAUUUUAAUGUUAGGUUAAUUUGAACAGUGAGAGACAGAAUAACAACAACAAAAUCCAGAAAAACGCAUGUCAAAAAUGUUAUAAAUUGAUUUGCAUUUUAAUGAGGGAAAUAAGUAUUUGACCCCCCUCUCAAUCAGAAAGAUUUCUGGCUCCCAGGUGUCUUUUAUACAGGUAACGAGCUGAGAUUAGGAGCACACUCUUAAAGGGAGUGCUCCUAAUCUCAGUUUGUUACCUGUAUAAAAGACACCUGUCCACAGAAGCAAUCAAUCAAUCAGUUUCCAAACUCUCCACCAUGGCCAAGACCAAAGAGCUCUCCAAGGAUGUCAGGGACAAGAUUGUAGACCUACACAAGGCUGGAAUCGGAUACAAGACCAUCGCCAAGCAGCUUAGUGAAAAGGGGACAACAGAAGAAACCCAAAAGAACUGUCAAUCUCCCUGGGCCUGGGGCUCCAUGCAAGAUGUUUUGUAUUUUUAUUUAACCUUUAUUUAACCAGGUAAGCCAGUUGAGAACAAGUUCUCAUUUACAACUGCGACCUGGCCAAGAUAAAGCAAAGCAGUGCGAUAAAAACAACAACACAGAGUUACAUAUGGGGUAAACAAAACAUAAAGUCAAAAAUACAACAGAAAAUAUAUACAGGUAAAAGUCAGUAAAUUAGAAUAUUUUGAAAAACUUGAUUUAUUUCAGUAAUUGCAUUCAAAAGGUGUAACUUGUACAUUAUAUUUAUUCAUUGCACACAGACUGAUGCAUUCAAAUGUUUAUUUCAUUUAAUUUUGAUGAUUUGAAGUGGCAACAAAUGAAAAUCCAAAAUUCCGUGUGUCACAAAAUUAGAAUAUUACUUAAGGCUAAUACAAAAAAGGGAUUUUUUAGAAAUGUUGGCCAACUGAAAAGUAUGAAAAUGAAAAAUAUGAGCAUGUACAAUACUCAAUACUUGGUUGGAGCUCCUUUUGCCUCAAUUACUGCAUUAAUGCGGCGUGGCAUGGAGUCGAUGAGUUUCUGGCACUGCUCAGGUGUUAUGAGAGCCCAGGUUGCUCUGAUAGUGGCCUUCAACUCUUCUGCGUUGUUGGGUCUGGCAUUCUGCAUCUUCCUUUUCACAAUACCCCACAGAUUUUCUAUGGGGCUAAGGUCAGGGGAGUUGGCUGGCCAAUUUAGAACAUAAAUACCAUGGUCCGUAAACCAGGCACGGGUAGAUUUUGCGCUGUGUGCAGGCGCCAAGUCCUGUUGGAACCUGAAAUCUCCAUCUCCAUAGAGCAGGUCAGCAGCAGGAAGCAUGAAGUGCUCUAAAACUUGCUGGUAGACGGCUGCGUUGACCCUUGAUCUCAGGAAACAGAGUGGACCGACACCAGCAGAUGACAUGGCACCCCAAACCAUCACUGAUGGUGGAAACUUUACACUAGACUUCAGGCAACGUGGAUCCUGUGCCUCUCCUGUCUUCCUCCAGACUCUGGGACCUCGAUUUCCAAAGGAAAUGCAAAAUUUGCUUUCGUCAGAAAACAUGACUUUAGACCACUCAGCAGCAGUCCAGCUCUUUUUUUCCUUAGCCCAGGUGAGACGCUUUUCGCGCUGUUUCUUGGUCAACAGUGGCUUGACACGAGGUAUGCGGCAGUUGAAACCCAUGUCUUUCAAGCGUCUCUUGGUGGUGGAUCUUGAAGCCCUGACUCCAGCAGCUGUCCACUCCUUGUGAAUCUCCCCCACAUUUUUCAAUGGUUUUUUUUUCACAAUCUUGACUAGGGCGCGGUGAUCCCUAUCGCUUGUACACUUUUUCUGACCACAGUUUUUCCUUCCCUUUGCCUCUCUAUUAAUGUGUUUGGACACAGAGCUCUGAGAACAGCCAGCCUCUUCUGCAAUAACCUUUUGUGUCUUUCCCUCCUUGUGCAAUGUGUCGAUGGUCGCCUUUUGGACAGCUGUCAAAUCUGAAGUCUUCCCCAUGUUUGUGUAGGCUUCAGAACUGGACUGAGAGACCAUUUAAAGCCCUUUGCAGGUGUUUUGAGUUAAUCAGCUGAUUAUUUUGUGGCACCAGGUGCCUUCAAAAUGUAACCCUUACACAAUAUUCUAAUUUUGUGACGCACGGAAUUUUGGAUUUUCAUUUGUUGCCACUUCAAAUCAUCAAAAUUAAAUGAAAUAAACAUUUGAAUGCAUCAGUCUGUGUGCAAUGAAUAAAUAUAAUGUACAAGUUACACCUUUUGAAUGCAAUUACUGAAAUAAAUCAAGUUUUUCAAAAUAUUCUAAUUUACUGACUUUUACCUGUAUAUACAGUGUGUGCGAAUGUAGUAAGUUAUGGAGGUAAGGCAAUAAAUAGGCCAUAGUGCAAAAUAGUUAGAAUUUCGUUCCACAUUGGGUGAGGCGGGUUGCAGGAAAGUAUAUUUAGUUAAAGGAUGGAAAGUGAUAUUGAGAAAUAUAUACGAAAAAGACAAAAAAACUAAAAACUGGUUAUUUGCAUGAGGACACUACAAAAUACACGACCGCACUGCUAUGCCAUCUUCGAAUUCGUGGAGUUGAAAUGAUCUUUGAGAACGGUGAGGAAUCAGCCCAGAACUACAUGGGAGGAUCUUGUCAAUGAUCUCAAGGCAGCUGGGACCAUAGUCACCAAGAAAACAAUUGGUAACACACUACGCCGUGAAGGACUGAAAUCCUGCAGCGCCCGCAAGGUCCCCCUGCUCAAGAAAGCACAUAUACAGGCCCGUCUGAAGUUUGCCAAUGAACAUCUGAAUGAUUCAGAGGAGAACUGGGUGAAAGUGUUGUGGUCAGAUGAGACCAAAAUGGAGCUCUUUGGCAUCAACUCGCAUGUUUGGAGGAGGAGGAAUGGUGCCUAUGACCCCAAGAACACCAUCCCCACCGUCAAACAUGGAGGUGGAAACAUUAUGCUUUGGGGGUGUUUUUCUGCUAAGGGGACAGGACAACUUCACCGCAUCAAAGGGACGAUGGAAGGGGCCAUGUACCGUCAAAUCUUGGGUGAGAACCUCCUUCCCUCAGCCAGGGCAUUGAUAAUGGGUCGUGGAUGGGUAUUCCAGCAUGACAUUGACCCAAAACACACAGCCAAGGCAACAAAGGAGUGGCUCAAGAAGUAGCACAUUAAGGUCCUGGAGUGGCCUAGCCAGUCUCCAGACCUUAAUCCCAUAGGAAAUCUGUGGAGGGAGCUGAAGGUUAGAGUUGCCAAACGUCAGCCUCGAAACCUUAAUGACUUGGAGAAGAUCUGCAAAGAGGAGUGGAACAAAAUCCCUCCUGAGAUGUGUACAAACCUGGUGGCCAACUGCAAGAAACGUCUGACCUCUGUGAUUGCCAACAAGGGUUUUGCCACCAAGUACUAGGUCAUGUUUUGCAGAGGGGUCAAAUACUUACUUCCCUCAUUAAAAUGCAAAUCAAUUUAUAACAUUUUUUACAUGCGUUUUUCUUGAUUUUUUUGUUGUUGUUAUUCUGUCUCUCACUGUUCAAAUAAACCUACCAUUAAAAUUAUAGACUGAUCAUGUCUUUGUCAGUGGGCAAACGUACAAAAUCAGCAGGGGAUCAAAUACUUUUUUCCCUCACUGUAAAUGAAGGGGAAAGUGGCCAUCUAUAGCCGAUAGAGAAAGUUCCUCAACUGUUAUAGGAGAAAGCUGGAUGUAUUUUAGUUAGUAGUCAGUUAUAACCAUUCUACUUUUAAGUAAAGGGUUGUGUCAUGCGAUAACUGCUCCACUUUUAUAGUAAUGGCUAUGUCACAUAAUAUCCAUUCCCCUGUAAUGGGUUGUGUCACGUCAUAACUAUUCCCCUUUAAUAUAAUGGGUUGUGUAACAUCAUACAUAUUCCUCUGUAAUGUCUUGUCACAUUUAACAAUUUCCCUUUAAAGUAAAGGGCUGUGUCACGUCAUAACCCUUCCCCUUUAAAGUAAAGGGCUGUGUCACGUCAUAACCCUUCCACUUUAAAGUAAUGGGUUUUGUCACGUCAUAACCCUUCCCCUUUAAAGUAAUGGGUUUUGUCACGUCAUAACCCUUCCUCUUUAAAGUAAUGGGUUUUGUCACGUCAUAACCCUUCCACUUUAAAGUAAUGGGUUUUGUCACGUCAUAACCCAUUACUUUAAAGUGGAAGGGUUAUGAAGUGACAAAACCCAUUACUUUAAAGGGGAAUGGUUAUGACGUGACAAAACCCAUUACUUUAAAGUGGAAGGGUUUUGUCACGUCAUAACCCUUCCCCUUUAAAGUAAUGGGUUUUGUCACUUCAUAACCCUUCCACUUUAAAGUAAUGGGUUUUGUCACGUCAUAACCCUUCCACUUUAAAGUAAUGGGUUUUGUCACGUCAUAACCCUUCCACUUUAAAGCAAUGGGUUUUGUCACGUCAUAACCCUUCCACUUUAAAGUAAUGGGUUUUGUCACGUCAUAGCCAUUCCACUUUAAAGUAAUGGGUUUUGUCACGUCAUAACCCUUCCACUUUAAAGCAAUGGGUUUUGUCACGUCAUAACCCUUCCACUUUAAAGUAAUGGGUUUUGUCACGUCAUAACCCUUCCUCUGCCAUGCCCACUUUAAAGUAAUGGGUUUUGUCACGUCAUAACCCUUCCACUUUAAAGCAAUGGGUUUUGUCACGUCAUAGCCAUUCCACUUUAAAGUAAUGGGUUUUGUCACGUCAUAACCCUUCCACUUUAAAGCAAUGGGUUUUGUCACGUCAUAACCCUUCCACUUUAAAGUAAUGGGUUUUGUCACGUCAUAACCCUUCCACUUUAAAGUAAUGGGUUUUGUCACGUCAUAGCCAUUCCCGUCUGACUCUAUUUGCAGGGGGUGAUGGAGGAGGCUGAACUCUUAAAUGGAGAUGAUGCCUAUAAUGCACACUUCGGC